Messenger RNA from Aegilops tauschii subsp. strangulata, 2211 nucleotides. Its product is annotated as homeobox-leucine zipper protein ROC6-like. Lineage: Eukaryota; Viridiplantae; Streptophyta; Magnoliopsida; Poales; Poaceae. The record is from RefSeq and is a predicted model, not a curated record. Gene Ontology annotation, molecular function: DNA-binding transcription factor activity, RNA polymerase II-specific; DNA binding; lipid binding. Gene Ontology annotation, biological process: regulation of DNA-templated transcription.
CCAGCAAUGUCCCCACCCCGAUGAGAAUCUACGUAUCGCCCUCAGCAAGAGGGUGGGCAUGGAUCCUCUUCGGGUCAAGUUCUGGUUCCAGAAUCGACGCAAUGCAAAGAAGAACCAGAAUGAGCGUCAACAGAACAUGGUGCUCCGGACGGAGAACGUUAUGCUAGCAGAAGAGAAUCGAGCCAUGAAGGCGGCGAUGCUGAAGAAGACCUGCCCCACAUGCAAAGGCCCGAUGGUGUUCAUUAAGCCGCUGACCCCGCCGGAGCUGCGGCGCCUACACAUGGAGAACGAGAGGCUCAAGGCCGAACUCCUCCGCAGGACGGCCUACCUCCACGGUGUCUCUGCUGGAACUGCAGGCUCGUCACGGAUCCUCUGCGAUCUCAACGUCGACCCCGUCGUGCCGCCGCCGCCACGCCAGGACGACCUCAUGGCGGACACCAUGGGUCACUGUGCUCCCGGCGGCUGCGCAUCAUCCACAGCCGGCGGCGCGGAGCACGCCGCGCUCGAGAGGCACGUCCUCGCUGCACUCAACGAGCUCAUGAUGCUGAUGAAGCAGGGCGAGCCAAUGUGGCAGCCGGCGGCCCUGGGCGGCGAGGUGCUCGACCACCAGCUGUAUCGCGCGACCACGCUCCCGGGCUUACUCGAGCUUCCCCCGCCGGGGUUCACGGCGAAUGGCACUCGGGACACUGGCAUGGUUAUGUGCACUGGAGCCGACCUUGUCCGCAUCUUCAUGGACGAGAACUGUUGGCUUGAAACGUUUCCCGAUAUCGUGUCAAGUGUUUCCGCCAGCGACAUCGGCCACGGUUGUAUCUGCCAAGGGGGAGUGAUACUGAUGAAUGCAGGCCUUAGGGUGCUGUCGCCAGGGGUGUCGAGUUGCAAUGCGAAGUUCCUGAGGCAAUGCCAGAUGAUAGAGCAAGGCGUUUGGGCCGUGGUGGACGUGUCUCUUGAUGCCCAUGGCACAUCUGAGCUCAGAGCAUGGAACACUGGCCUGCCGGGGGCCUGCCGGGUGCUGCCCAGUGGGUGUCUUAUCAAGGACAUGAACAAUGGCUACUGCAAGGUGGCAAUGAUCGUGAACGCGGAGUAUGACAAGGGCUUCAUGCCGCCGCUCCUCCACCUGCUGUUGAGCUCAGGGCACACCUUCAGCGCACGUCGCUGGCUGACAUCGCUCCAGAGGAGGUGCGAAUUCCUUGCGCAGCGCUUGAGCCCCGCCUAUGGCAUCAGCAGGGCAGGUGGUGCAAUAACGCCCGAGGGGCGGAACAACGCCCUGGAGCUGGCACGGAGGAUGACGGAGAGCUUCUACGUGGCCAUCUCUGCGCCCAGGGGCGAGGCGUGGCGCAAGGUCGCCGACUGGCGCGGCCGCGAGUCCUUCCAGCUGGCCAUGCACGUGUUGACUCCCCUCGCUGCACCGGGAGAGCAGGCGGCCGGGCCCGUGCUGUGCGCUACCACGACGGUGUGGCUCCCCGAGAUACCGCCGCAGCGCGUGUUCGACUACAUCUGCGACGGGGAGCGCCGUGGCGAGUGGGACGUGCUUGCCGAGGGCGCACGCGUGCAGGAGGAAGCUUCCCUUGCCACGGCCCAGUUCCCUCUCAGCGGCGUCUCCGUCCUUCGCCCCACUGCAAUGGCUCGUGGUCGUGGUAGAAGCAGCUGCAACAAGAAGCUCAUCCUGCAGCAGGCUUGCAGCGACGCGCCGUGCAUGGUGGUGGCGUACGCUCCGAUUGACGCGGGAGAGCUCAAGGACGUGAUGCAUGGGGGCAGCCGUGCCUCUCUCUCCCUGCUGCCCUCCGGGUUCGCCAUCCUUCCUGACGGCGUCGGCGACAUGCAGAAUGAUCCGCUUGAUGCCAACCCCUCUGGUGUCGACCCCAUGGACCACCAGAGGAGCCGCGGAUCUCUCGUCUCUGUCCUGUGGCAGACACCCCUGGUUGGAGGGAACCUCACCGCACAGACCGUCGACAACGUCGGGAAUAAUGUCUCCGGUUCCAUCAUGAAGAUCAGGGCUGCUCUCCAUGCCAAGAGGGUUAUGACCGUCUGAUGCGCCUUCUACCAUUUCGUAUUCAUAAUCAGAAUAAUCACUCAGAUGAGAGACUGAGAAUAAAUUUGUGGACUUUGUUACAAUUUUUAUUUCAAUAAUUACUACAGUACAUUGUAGACAUUGAACUGCACCAGUGGGUUGUUUGUUUUCCAAAUGAAUUUAUGAAUCACUUUGUUUUUCUC